UACACUUCCGGGUCCUGAGCUCCAGCUUUGAAGCUGUGGCUGAGCUUCAACCCGGAGUUGACCGCCGACAUGAGAUUUCGGAAUAUCAGCAGCGGCCAUCCCGGCCAGAGCGCUUGUAUGAAGAUCAACAACCGCCGUGGCUCUUCAAGCCUCACCUACCUUUCAAAAAGAGAACAUCUACAAUACCACUGUUCCAUCAACGCAAGUAGAAUUACAGUAUGUGGUCUACCUAUUUGCAGACGCGCAUAGGCAGCGAAACGCCGGUCGGACCAGUUAGAAGGAUGGCGGUUACUUGCUUGAGCGGCUGCGCGGCUCAGCAUGAGGUUUGGGUAAGCGCUCGUGGAAUGAUAAAGCGGUCUAUUUCGGGCCUUUCCCAGGGAUCCACUGCGAGAUUACGCUGAAACAGACCCGAGAUGUCGUUCAUCAAUACCUGGAUGCCCGUCUGGCGCUCAUUUCAUGAAGCGCCCGCGAAGUUGUGGGUAUGCGUACGAGCCUCACAGUUUCCAAUUGUUUUAAUUGUAUACGCGCUUUAUCGGAUGUCGUGCAUAGUAAGGAUUUUUUCAGCCUCAUUCGUCGUUCUAUUCUCCUCCCUCAUGUUAAGCACUUAUAGUUUUGGUAUGGAUUUUUCUUGGAAACCAACAUUUUUCGGGAUAUUUUCAUCGAGCCGCAGCCCCUGCAUGCCUCAAUCCAAAGUAUCGGGAACCAACACUCCCGUGCAGGCAUGAUUCCUAAAUGCUUCAAUAUCCAGGUUUAGGUUCAAUCAUUGUCCCGUAGGAAUGCAGCGUUGGAGGUAUUUCGACAAAGGCGGAGGAUCAUCUUUCAUUUGUCCCGGGGUAUCUUCCAUCCUGUUGUUGGUUGAGGGACAGAAAAGAUCAAGAUGAUCUGUCAUGUUCUUCAAAUAUCCUUUGUAUUUCUUGAGGUUCAUGUGCUGCCUAAUAAUAAUUGAUUGUCCUGAAAGAAUUGACAAGAUUCCAUUCAUGUCUCGUCGCACUACUUGUUUUCGCACCAACUUCUAAUGAUAAGGGCAGCGUUACAUUCCCAUGUAUUCUCCGACGCCCCCAAGUUCCCGUGAACGGCUGUCUUUUUGCAAGGUGCUCUUGUCAUCCUAUUUUAUCUUGCAGUUAAUGUAUCGAGUGUCCUUCUGGAAUCGCCCAGCAUUUGGUCUACAUUACGAUCGAUAUUUCAGAGGAUUUACGAGUUAUCAAGAAGACUGGUGUUUUCCGAGGAGCAGAGUUAAAUCGGUCUUGGCGGCAAGGCAUUGAAACCCUUGCCCUCCACCUACCUACAUUCCAGCACACAUCUGCUCGGCAGAGUCUUAUUCAACAGGCGCGGUCUUCAUGACAGGCUCUUUGCUUUUAGGCUGUUUAAGCUGAGAAAUUUCAUUACUUGGAGCGAUUAUCUUUACCAAGCAAAAACCUAAGGGAAACACAAACACACGAUCCAUGAUCAAGGAAAGCAGGGCUGUAGAAAUUUCUCACUCUGUGAGCCCCGUCAAAAUAAUUACAGAAGGUGGCAUCAGACCGCCGAAUAAGGCAAAUUGUCGUUUUGCCUGCCCCUUUGUUGCUUACACCCUCCUGACUGCUUACAAGCCAGGCUUUGAAUCCACAUAUAGAAACUUGAUAACUGAUUCAUCGAUAGAUCUUCAAAAGUAGUAAACAGAAUCUCUAGGGUAGACUCGCCUUUAUUGAUCGCAUCUCGAGUUUCCCGUUUGCGUCCCAAUUCUGUGCUCUUUUCCACUCUGGGAAGAAGGCUUCCACCAACCGUGCAGACGCCAAUCAGCGGCCCUUCCCAUCCCGCUUCCCCAUCCCUAGCGUUAGAAGCAUACCAAUCAAAGCCUCUCGCUUCACCCAAUUCAAGCACCAUUCAGCCGCAGCUAGCUGUCGAUCGAUUAAACAAGGCUGAGGUCCCGUUCCGCAUUUCAAUUUCCUCAUCCCUGACCCAUCCAUCCUUCAUCAUCAUCUCCCCAGACUUGCUUCAUCUCGCCUUACGUUGGUCGACUGGACUAGCUUCAGGCCGAUUGAACUUGAGAGGAUGGCACCAACGAGGCUGAGGUUCGGCCAGCCGGGCAAGCCAAACAUCAUGAAGACGCCGAAUCCGGUAUAUGAUUUCUUCCGUCCAGAUCUCAUGAGUGAGUCGUAUGCGAUUGGAGAUGUCUACUCGACAGAGGUAGUACAGAAAGCACAGGAGCAGUGGAAUAUCCUCUCAAAUGAUGAGCAAAAGCUCUAUCCAUACCUCACCCACGUGAAGGCGUUGUCGAACACAUGGCCACAUCUUCGUCUUCUAGCGGACUUCAUGGAAGUUAGCACGACUCCACUACGUUGGAAAGAUCUCAGUACGACACACCCCACCCCUGGAGUGAAUAUUGAGCCAGAGGUUCGAAGAGAGCGAAUCAAGGACCGAAACGACAGGGCUUGUCGGACCAAUGUCAUGUUGUUGAAGUAUCUUGCAUCAGGACAGGUGACAGAGAUGCCAUGUCAGACGCCUACUGCACUUGUGGCUGCUCUUGAAGAAGAAAAUGUUGAGGAGAAGAAAGAGGAACGAGAAAGUGAAGAUUCUGGGGUAAAUGGCGGAGCAGCUCCAGUGGAAGAGUGCAAGUUAAGACUGUUCGUCGUGGAAGACCUCUCGCGAGACGUGAUUGAGGCACUGGGAUCCAGAUUAGACAUCGAGCCUGCGUUCUUCCGGGAACACAUAGUCGACUAUGCAUGGUGCAACAUACGCGAUCGGUGGCAAGAUCCUCCUAACAUGAGGGUUGCUGAAGGACAUCGACGAUGGGUGCAGUUGAAAUAUGUCACCGCGAGGUACUACAAGACUUCUGCCGAGUUUACGGAAGGUGUGAAGGAGGCGGAGAGAUUCAAUGUUCUAAGAAGACCGGACGAUGAUGUCAACAAUAAAGCAGUAUGGGACGAUAGGAAUGCUAUUGUUGGAAUUACGCGGAGUAGAGCCAGCUUUUGGUUGAAGAAAGGCGAGCAUGGUAAAGAGGAUGUUGGCGUUCUUCUCCUCGAUCCAACUAUUCAGAAAGGUACACCUUUGUGGUACGGGUAUCGUAAUUGGGAACCAACCCCAAGCAUGAAAUCCCCCGAUAUUCCCGCAGGCCCGCAACGCAAGUCUCUCUUCGAAGACUUCAUCUACUGGGCGAAGAAAGCCCCGGCAUCUCAAUUAACAAACCUCUCUAUUACCUCGAGUAAAUCCAGGACGGAUAUGCCCAUGCAAACCCUGCUCUAUCUCAUCUGUGCAGAUUGGCUCGCUAUUAGUGACUACAUUCGAACCCGCAUUGGCAUCAUCGAAUGGGAAAUAUCAAAUCCCGACCACUUCCUCAGCAAAGACUUCGGCAUCGACGAUGCCCUCAAAAAACUCCACGUUUGGCGGCGUCUUGUUCCUCUCUACCGCGAAAUGCUCACUGAUUCUCUACAACGCGUGUUCCGCGUACCUGUCCACGACACCAGCACAUCUGUGACACUGAACGGCAUCGAAUCCGCCCUCGCUCCAACUUCAACCUCGACACCACUCGCAUCAUCCCUCGCUCCAACCAGCAACCACCCCAUCAAAUCCGACUUCUCACGUGCUCUCUCCUACAUGGAAGAAUACCAGCAACGAAUUGACCGUCUAACCUCCGUCGUCACGGCCAUCAUCUCAAUCGAAGACUCGAGGCGCUCCCAAGAUGACAAUCGCAACGUGGCGCGGCUGACAUGGCUGGCGACGUUCUUCAUCCCGUUAAGCUAUGUGGCGAGUUUAUUCAGCAUGCAGGAGAACAUUGGGCAGUUGAGACCGACGAUGAGACUGUACUUUAAGUGGGCGGUCCCUGUGGCAGCGUUUGCAAUGGGAUUGGCAUGGAUAUUGACUCUGCCGUGGGUAUUGGGCGUUUUCAGACACUUAACUGGGAAGAAGAACAAGAGGAAAGUUUGAAUAAUAGGGUAAUGUAUAAUUUUGGGAAAGUGAGAAUUGCCCCUAAAUUUGCUAAAGCUUUUAUCGUAAUAUUAUGGUGUAACAUAACUGGCGUUUUGGGGCAUGGCGGUGGCUUUCUAACCAAGUAUGGGCAUGUUUACCUUGAAGCGACUUCUCUGAGACAUGCGUCUAGUUGCUGUUGGAAGUUGUGGCAUUGGUACAGAAACUGAAGUAAUCAAGAUAUCUCAUGAAUUUUCUGCAAUUUCGAGAUCAUCCAUUUUCCCC
This is a messenger RNA of Cadophora gregata, 4167 nucleotides long. RefSeq lists its product as uncharacterized. The transcript has 4 exons. NCBI's taxonomy places the organism in Eukaryota, Fungi, Ascomycota, Leotiomycetes, Helotiales, Ploettnerulaceae. Bases 2032 to 3903 code for a protein of 623 amino acids. The record is from RefSeq and is a predicted model, not a curated record. Gene Ontology annotation, biological process: transmembrane transport; metal ion transport. Gene Ontology annotation, cellular component: membrane. Gene Ontology annotation, molecular function: metal ion transmembrane transporter activity.